AUGCUCGGACUGGACUAUCUGCGCUCGGACUGGACUAUCUGCGCUCGGACCAUCUGCGCUCGGACCAUCUGCGCUCGGACCAUCUGCGCUCGGACCAUCUGCGCUCGGACCAUCUGCGCUCGGACCAUCUGCGCUCGGACCAUCUGCGCUCGGACCAUCUGCGCUCGGACCAUCUGCGCUCGGACCAUCUGCGCUCGGACCAUCUGCGCUCGGACCAUCUGCGCUCGGACCAUCUGCGCUCGGACCAUCUGCGCUCGGACCAUCUGCGCUCGGACCAUCUGCGCUCGGACCAUCUGCGCUCGGGACCAUCUGCGCUCGGACCAUCUGCGCUCGGACCAUCUGCGCUCGGACCAUCUGCGCUCGGACCAUCUGCGCUCGGACCAUCUGCGCUCGGACCAUCUGCGCCCGGACUACAUUCGGACGCGGAACUUGCAGUAA
Messenger RNA from Knipowitschia caucasica, 438 nucleotides. The record is from the annotation of a GenBank genome assembly. NCBI's taxonomy places the organism in Eukaryota, Metazoa, Chordata, Actinopteri, Gobiiformes, Gobiidae.